Molecule: messenger RNA, 1732 nt
Organism: Cyclopterus lumpus (lumpfish)
Lineage: Eukaryota; Metazoa; Chordata; Actinopteri; Perciformes; Cyclopteridae
Gene: hhatlb
Product: hedgehog acyltransferase like, b
Exons: 12
Coding region: 143-1732 (529 amino acids)
Biological process (GO): negative regulation of N-terminal protein palmitoylation
Cellular component (GO): endoplasmic reticulum
Molecular function (GO): acyltransferase activity
Source: RefSeq, a predicted model, not a curated record
GUUUGUAAUAUGAUAUUUUAAAUCAUCAUUUUUUUUUUCCCCUUCUGUUAAACAAUUCUGGUGAAGUGCGUUGUUAUAGCAACUGCUUCGGGCCCGGCGACUGCUGCGUUCAAGGAGCCUCCGGAGCUCUUUCUGUGUCACCAUGGGGAUCAAAGCUGCACUUCCCAAAUAUGAGAUCUAUUUCUACAACACGAUGCUUUGUCUGGCCAUGUUCUGGGCUUCCAGCUGGAUCUUUGACCUUUCCAGUUCCAAUGCAAACAGAAAAACAUUCAAAACCAGCGUGACGCCAGGAUGGUACUACUUCGGGAGGAACAUGGAUACGGCUGAUUGUGAGUGGAUGAUGUGGUUUUCCACCUUCAGAGAGCAUAUCCUGUUUGCUCUCGCUGGCCAUGUGCUGUUCGCUAAGAUCUGCUCCAUGUUGGCUCCACAGUACAGGUCCCUGGUGUACAUGGUGUAUGGGCUCCUGGCCGUGUGGACCAGUAUGGGCUGGACCUACGUCACCCUCAUCCUGUCCCACUGUAUUCUGCUCUACAGCAUCUCCUUGGUGAAAAUCCGCUGGCUCUGCUUCGUCAGCGGUCUUUGCACCCUUGCCACGUUCAAGUGUGAACCCUUCGUGUCCUGGCAGGCAGGCUUUGUGGAGGGUGAUUUUGAGCUGCGUCACGUCCUCUUCUAUGGCGGUUGUGGGUUUACAAUCAUGCGCUGUAUGAGCUUUGCUCUGGAGAACUGCGAGAGGAAAGAUGGAAACUACAACAUCCUGGAGCUGCUCAAGUAUAACUUCUACCUACCCUUCUUCUAUUUUGGGCCCAUCAUGACCUUUGAUAAGUUUUAUAUUCAGGCCAACAAGUCAGACUUGACCAGGAAAGAGUGGGAGAUGUGGAACAUCAGUCUGCAGGGCCUGAGUCACCUGGGAGUCAUCAUUGUAGUGGACGUCCUCUUCCAUUUCCUGUACAUCCUCACCAUCCCCAACGACCUAAAGCUGCUAAAGCACGCCUCGGACUGGGCUCUAGUGGGCCUAGCUUACUUUAACCUGGUGUAUGACUGGGUGAAAGCCGCUGUCAUGUUUGGAGUCAUCAACACCGUGUCCAGACUGGAUCAUCUGGACCCUCCCAAGCCACCGAAAUGCAUCACGAUGCUCUACGUGUUCGCUGAAACUCAUUUUGACAGAGGGAUCAACGAGUGGCUGUGCAAGUAUGUGUACGACCACCUGGGUGGAAAACAUGAGAACGUGGUGGAGGAGCUGGUGGCGACACUGUGCACCUUCGGCGUCACCGUCCUGUGGCUGGGACCCUGCCAGGCGGUGCUGAUCUGGGCUUUCUUCAACUGCUUCGGCCUCAACUUUGAGCUGUGGACCGCCAAGUUCUUCUCCAUGGAGCCUUUUGCUUCGUUUGAGAUGAGCAUGCCAGAAGCGACAUCCCGCCGGAUCCGAGCCAUCUUUAAUACUUUGAACUUCUGGAGCAUUGUGUUGUACAACAUCUUGGCCUUGAACAGUUUGGACUUUGCCAAGUUGGUCGCAAAGCGGCUGCUUCUUAAAGGCUUCCCUAUAACCACCAUCAUCGUCAUGUUUGUGACCUACUGCCUGAUUCAAGUGAUUAAGGAGAGAGAGAGGAGGCAGGCCCUGAUUGAUGAUCCCGAUCCUCUUCCUCCUGCUCCCCCUCAAAGCGCCGCCACCACUGCAGCUGCACCCACUGCUGCUCAACCAGUCGCAGAUCCCAGCAAAGAAAAAGCAGAGUAG